Messenger RNA from Pristis pectinata (smalltooth sawfish), 2796 nucleotides. Its product is annotated as gastrula zinc finger protein XlCGF57.1-like. Gene Ontology annotation, biological process: regulation of transcription by RNA polymerase II. The transcript is spliced from 3 exons. Lineage: Eukaryota; Metazoa; Chordata; Chondrichthyes; Rhinopristiformes; Pristidae. Gene Ontology annotation, cellular component: nucleus. The record is from RefSeq and is a predicted model, not a curated record. Bases 1134 to 2525 code for a protein of 463 amino acids. Gene Ontology annotation, molecular function: RNA polymerase II transcription regulatory region sequence-specific DNA binding; DNA-binding transcription factor activity, RNA polymerase II-specific.
GCGCAGUCCGGCUCCGAGCGGAAGUUGAGCGGCGGGUCGGAGCCGAGCGGCGGGGCCGCGGGUUGAAUCAACGCCGAGGCCGGGAGCGAGGAGCAGCCCCCGGCUGGGGGGCCGAGAACCGGUGGAGGAAUUGCGAAUGGGAAUCUCAGGCGUGAUAGCACAUAGGGUCAGCAGCCUCGCCCAGUUCACCAGCACCUGGAUAUCAUCCGCCUUUGAAUAUGGAAGGAGAAACGCUUGUCCAUUUGACUUCAGACCACAGGCAGUGAGACUCCCACGAAGGGCUGUUGCGGAGCACAGACUGUGGCACGGCUGGAGAGACAUCGCAGGCACGGUGGUGUAGUGGUUAGCGUAACGCUUUACAGCACCAGCGACCCGGGUUCAAUUCCCGCCGCUGUCUGUAAGGAGUUUGUACGUUCUCCCAGUGUGUCUGAGUGGGUUUCCUUCGGGUGCUCUGGUUUCCUCCCACAUUCCAAAGACGUACGGGUUAGGAAGUUGUGGGCGUGCUAUGUUGGCGCCGGAAGCGUGGCGACACUUGUUGGGCUGCCCCCAGAACACUCUAUGCAAAGGAUGCAUUUCACUGUGUGUUUCGAUGUACAUGUGACGUACAGUGGGGAACUGAGAAAGCACAUAUGUGAGGUCAGGAACCAAAUCACAGAGAAGCCACGUGAUUUUUCUGCAAGCCUGUGAAGGGGUGGGCAGCGAUCACUUCAGCGCAGGUUGGGAAAGAAACGCUCAUUGCAACUGGGAACCUGUGCGACACAUCUGGGGGAAGGUGACUUCACCUGAUGCGUGACUGGGAAUGUGUCCACAACAUCCUUGCACCAGUGAAACCACUUCAUUGUUCUGACUGAGAGAAACUUCAAGUGAUCUGUUGCCCCGAUAACAUUCAGAUGUUUUUCACCUGUUUGAGCAAAUUAAUUCAAUCAGUCAUCUUUUUCACCGACUGACCAGUGAGUUUGCGGGGAGAAAUAUCAUUACCUUGCCUCAGGGAUUCACUCAGUCAGUGGACCUGAUGAGAUACCAGCGAGCUCACACUGGUGAGAGGCCUUUCACAGUGGAAGGGGAUUCAUUCAGUCAGCCCACCUCCUGACACAUCAGAUCACGGAACGAACUCCAAGCGAUCCAGUGACCUGAUGAAACGUCAGCGAGUCCACCCCGGGGAGAGGCCGUUCACCUGCUCUCAUUGCGGGAAGGGGUUCACGAAUUCUUUCAAUCUGCAGCGGCACCAGCGAGUCCACACAGGGGAGCGGCCAUUCAUCUGUCGUCAGUGUGGGGAGGGAUUCACUCAGUCAACCCACCUACUGAUCCACCAGCGGGUUCACACCAGGGAGAAACGUUUCACCUGCUCCGAGUGCGGGAAGGGAUUCACUCAAUCCUCCAGCCUGGUGAUACACCAGCAAGUUCACACUGGGGAGAGGCUGUUCACCUGCUCCGAGUGCGGGAAGGGAUUCGCCCAGUCAUCCAAACUGCUGGCUCACCAGCGGGUCCACACCGGGGAGAGGCCGUUCAUCUGCUCUGCCUGCGGGAAGGGGUUCACCCAGUCAUCCCACCUCCUGACGCACCUGCGAAUCCACACCGGGGAGAGGCCGUUCACCUGCUCCGAGUGCGGGAAGGGGUUCAGUCGCUCGUCCAGCCUGCGAACCCACCUGCGAGUUCACACCGGGGAGAAGCCCUUCACCUGCUUUGAGUGCGGGAAGGGAUUUACUCGGACAGCCAACCUGCUGGCGCACCAACGCGUUCACACUGGAGAGAGCCUGCUGUUCAUCUGCUCCGAGUGUGGGAAGGGGUUCAGCCGCUCAUCCAACCUGCUAAUACACCAGAAAAUUCACACUGGGGAGAGGCCGUUCACCUGCCCCGAGUGCGGGAAGGGAUUCACUCGCUCAUCUGACCUUCUAACGCACCAGCGAAUUCACACCGGGGAGAGGCCAUUCACCUGCUCCGAGUGCGGGAAGGGGUUCACUCGCUCGUCCGACCUGCUGAUGCACCAGCGAGUUCACACCGGGGAGAAACCGUUCACCUGCCCUGAGUGCGGGAGCAAAUUUGCUCGGUCGUCCCACCUCAUGAGACAUCGACGGAUUCACACCGGGGAGAGGCCGUUCACCUGCUCUGAGUGCGGAAAAGGAUUCUCUCAUUUAUCCAACCUGAUGAGACACCAGGUAGUUCACACUGGGGAGAGGCUGUUCACCUGCCCUGUGUGUGGACAGUCAUUUUCUUUGUUAUCUAGCCUGACGAGGCACCAGCGAGUCCACACCGGGGAGAGACGGUUCCUCUGUUCUCAGUGUGGGAAGGGAUUCUUUCACACGUCUAGCCUGCGGGCACACAGGCGUGUUCACACUGGGGAGAGGCCGUACACCUGCUCCGAUUGCGGAAAAGGCUUCUCGCAUUCAUCCAGCCUGUGGAAUCACCAGCGAGUUCACUCUGGGGAGAGGCCGUUUGUCUGCUCUCUGUGCGGGAAGGGAUUCAUUCGGUCUAACGUGCUAAUAAAACACCAGCAUGUUCACACUCGGGAGGCAUCGCUCCCUUAGGAGUGGGAAGGGAUCGGCUCGGUCAUCCAGCAGGAAGACGCACCAGUAAAUUCAUUCAGUGGCGAAGCCGUUCGCCCGCUCCGAGUGCGGGGAGGGAUUCUCUCUGUCAGCCGGUCUGUGGAAUCACCAGCGAGCCCACAAGUGACUGCAGGAGCUGGAUUCUCCUGUUGUUACUUCUGAUAAUAUACCCAGGGUUGGACUGUGUUCACUGGCCCAGCCUGGGCUCCUUCUGCUGAUGUCUAUAGUCCCUAUAACUGGGGUAGAUUUAAUG